AUGUUGGGAGAUCCGGCUUGGUGCAAUCAGAAGCUCAGAUGCACCUACAAUCAAGACAGGGGGCAUAUGACUCAGAACUGCAGGGCACUGAAACAACACUUGGAGGACUUGGUAGCAUCUGGACACCUCCAGGAUUACAUUGAUCAGGAUGAGGAAGUGACCGAACCGGGGAACCCACCACCAGAACCAAAUAUUGAGCAUCCACCUCGGUUGAUAAUAAAUGUGAUCCAUGGGGCAGCGACUCAGGAACCGGAAGAGACACUGAGAGAAGAGAUUGCUAAGGCUGUGCAAAUCCAACAAGUCAUGUCAGUAGAGCCUGCGUCGAAAAAGGAUUUAGAAGGCAUACAGCACCCACAUAUUGAUGCACUGAUUAUAACUGUGGGAAUUGGAAGACGAUUUGAUAUAAAACGAGUCCUGGUAGAUCAAGGUAGUGCAGCAGACAUUUUGUAUUAUGACUUGUUCAAAAAGCUUGGUCUCUCCGAGCAGCACCUCACCCUAGCGGCAGCCCCGUUGGUUGGCUUCAAUUCACAGCCAGAAUGGCCGCUUGGCAGAAUAGUGUUGCCAGUCAUGGCAGGAACAAAAAUCCUCCAGAUAAAGUUCCUAGUUAUUAAUAUACCAUCCCCUUACAACGCCAUGCUUGGCCGUCCAUGGAUUCAUCAAAUGGAGGCGGUCCCUUAA
This is a messenger RNA of Camellia sinensis, 678 nucleotides long. Lineage: Eukaryota; Viridiplantae; Streptophyta; Magnoliopsida; Ericales; Theaceae. The record is from RefSeq and is a predicted model, not a curated record.